AUGGCCACAGUCCCUUCAAAACCUAAAUCAUCUGUUGCUGAUGAUCAAAUUAAACGCCUCUAUGGCAACUUGCCUUCAAGAGCUCAGCUCUUGAAUAAAAAAUUACAAGAUAGAAAAUACUUUGAUUCAGGUGAUUAUGCUCUUAGUCAAGCUGCUCGUAAUUCACAACCUACAUCAACAAGUACUCAUCAAUCUUCUAAUAAUACUUCAUCUCAAAUUCCUUCUUCAAAUAUUACCCAACAACAACAACAACAACAACAACAACUACAACCUCCUGCUUACUUUGUUGGUUCAAGACACCCAGACCCAGGAUCUAUUCCUCAUAAUUAUAAUAGUGCUAGAAGAGGCUCUACUGUUACUUCAAGCCCUCCACGUCGCUCAUCCAUCAUUAGCUCUGGAGAACUUUAA
Molecule: messenger RNA, 408 nt
Organism: Magnusiomyces paraingens
Lineage: Eukaryota; Fungi; Ascomycota; Dipodascomycetes; Dipodascales; Dipodascaceae
Exons: 2
Coding region: 1-408 (135 amino acids)
Source: RefSeq, a predicted model, not a curated record